Molecule: messenger RNA, 673 nt
Organism: Capsaspora owczarzaki ATCC 30864
Lineage: Eukaryota; Filasterea; Ministeriida; Capsasporidae
Product: zinc finger protein
Exons: 4
Coding region: 69-623 (184 amino acids)
Molecular function (GO): metal ion binding; RNA binding
Source: RefSeq, a predicted model, not a curated record
UUUUUCCAUUGAGUUUUUCCAUUGAGUUUUUCCAUUGCGUUUUCCAUUGACCUUUUUUCGCUGGGAGGAUGCUGCUCGACCUGCUGUCCAAUGUGGAUGGCUACUACUUUGAUGUCGAGGAGAUGCUCGACCAGCAGCUCGGCGGCGGCACAAUGACCUUCGAGGGCAUGGACAAGUCGGGUGCCGAGAUCUGCAAGCUGUUCCUGCGCGGACAGUGCAAGAAGGGCAACAGCUGCGCCUUCCGCCAUACACGAACAGACAAGAAGGUCGUCUGCAAGCACUGGCUGCGAGGGCUCUGCAAGAAAGGCGAGCACUGCGAGUUUCUCCACGAAUACGACAUGAGCAAGAUGCCAGAAUGCUACUUUUUCCAGAAAUACGGCCAAUGUACCAACACCGAGUGCCAGUACCGACAUAUCGAUCCCGAGACCAAAAAGAAAGAUUGCCCGUGGUAUGCACGCGGAUUUUGCCGACAUGGAGCGCAAUGCAAAUUGCGACAUCGAAAACGAGUGAUUUGCACCAACUAUCUGACCGGGUUUUGCCCAGACGGCCCAACCUGCCAAUUUGCCCAUCCAUCGUGGGACAUCCCUAUGCGUGACAAUGACGAUGGAGGAAUGCCCCACUGAGCCAGUGUUGUUGCCUUGUUAAUGUGUCUAAAUGAAUGAUUUUUUUUGUU